ACAAGAUAUAUGUUCUGUUGGUAAAGACAUUAAAAAAAUUAGCAUUUUCUUAAAUACGGAAUGGAAACAGAAUUGUCAGUUUUUGGUUUUUGAUAAAUUGUGAAAAUGUGUCGUUGGGGAUGCGUGUACAAUGACACGACUUAUAUGUGUCGGUUUUGUGGUACAAGGUUUUGUAACGAUUGUCUCAAAGGAGAAUUCUACGGUUUAAUGAAAGAAGCUUCACAUUGCAGACAAUGUAACCAGGUACAAUGUCUGGGCAGAAGAGUCGAAUAUGUUGCCGGUAAAGGGCCUUCCGCUGAAGCAAAAGAGAAAUACGCCGCCUGGAAAGAGAAGCAAGGAAAGAAAAAAGGGAAAAAGAAAGGAGGGAAAAAAGGCAAAAAAGGAAAGAAGGGAGGGAAGAAAAAGAGAAAGAAAAAAUGAACUUGUUUUCCAAAUAGUUUUAGGAAAAUAUUGAUUUCUAUUGAGCAGAAAAUAUUAUUCGUUUAUUGACUGGACAAAUAGUUUAACCUUGCUGCUGUUGCCAAAACACAGUUUCCAUGUAUUGUCACAUUUUAUUAUACCAAAGAAAUUCAAGAUCCCAGUUUAUUUAUAAUAAGUGCAAUCACUGAUCUGCACUUAAAUACAUUGAAGCAACCGCGAGAUAUGAUUGAUACGUAAGUGUUGUUCUUACUGAACACUCGCAUGAAUAUAUUACUGUUAUCAUGUUGCCCUCAA
Ciona intestinalis (vase tunicate) is the source of this 714-nucleotide messenger RNA. NCBI's taxonomy places the organism in Eukaryota, Metazoa, Chordata, Ascidiacea, Phlebobranchia, Cionidae. The record is from RefSeq and is a predicted model, not a curated record.